GGAAAGCCUCUGGGACAACAUCAGCCAAUUCAUGGUUUUGCCCAGAGAAGCGGACGCCUGAUGUGAGAGCCUUCCAAAAGAAACACUAAUUCAAUCACAAAGGAAGUUCGAAUCAGGACUCCUUAAGCAACUCAACUUUGCAGUGUUUCAGGCCUCCUCCUGAAGAGACAGCCCAUUAAUGAAUGACAAAGGUAAUCACCUUCUCCAGUCACGUCCUUCUUCAUCUGGACUUUUGUGUUAUCCAAAUGCAUAUGAUCCGAAUUUCAAGGGGCCCGUUGCCAAAAGGAGUUGUACAGAUGUUCUGUGCUGCAUCAUCUUCAUACUGUUCAUCAUUGCCUACAUCCUUUUAGGACUUGUGGCCUGGAUACAUGGAGACCCCAGGAGAGUGGCCUAUCCUACAGACAGCAAGGGCCACUUCUGUGGCCAGAAGGGCACCUCCAAUGAGAACAAGACCAUUCUGUUUUACUUUAACUUAUUCAGCUGUACCAGUCCCUCUGUGGUGGUAAACCUACAGUGCCCUACCACACAGAUCUGUGUCUCCAAGUGCCCAGAAAAAUUUUUAACCUACAUGGAAAUAGAAUUUGCACACAAAACAAGCCAAAAUUAUUCGACAUACUACAGCCAGUUCUGCAAGACCCCUUUUGGAAAGCCUGCAAAGGCUCUUGCACAACUUUUACUGGAUGAUGAUUGUCCAACAGCGAUUUUUCCAAGCAAACCAUUUCUCCAGAGAUGUUUCCCUGACUUUGCUACUAACAAUGGCACGUUGACAGUAGGAAAUAAGACCACAUUUGAAGAUGGAAGUGGAAGAACAAGAAAUGCUAUAGAACUCAGGACAGCUGCAAAUCGUGUCAAUAAAAUCCUUGAUGCAAGGGCAGUUGGAAUGAAAAUAUUUGAAGAUUAUGCAACAACUUGGUAUUGGAUUCUCAUAGGCCUGACUAUCGCCAUGCUUCUUAGUUGUAUGUUUGUGAUACUCCUGAGGUUCAUAGCUGGAAUCCUCUUCUGGGUCUUCAUGGUGGGUGUGAUUGGAAUUAUAGGUUAUGGAAUAUGGCACUGUUACCAAGAAUACAACAAUCUCCAGGGACGGCCAAAUUCUCACUUAUCUGUGUAUGACCUCGGGAUUCAGACUGAUCUAAGCAUGUACUUCCAACUGAAACAAACAUGGCUCGCAUUUAUGAUAAUACUCUGCAUUCUUGAAGUGUUUAUCAUCCUCAUGCUGAUCUUCCUCAGGGAACGAAUCCGCAUCUCCAUUACCCUGCUGAAGGAAGGGAGCAAAGCCAUUGGAUGCAUCCCUACUACAUUAAUUUAUCCAAUUUUAACUUUCAUUUUCAUCUCCAUCUGUAUUGCCUACUGGGCAGUGAUAGCAAUUUACUUGGCUACGUCAGGGGUACCUAUAUACAAAGUCAUAGCCCCAGAAGGGAAAUGCAAACAUGAAAAUACAACCUGUAACCCAGAGAUUUUUAAUACAACUGAAAUUGCCAAAGCUUGCCCUGAGGCUCAGUGUAACUUUGCUUUCUAUGGUGGAAAGAGCCUGUACCAUCAGUAUGUCCCUACUUUCCAGAUGUUCAAUCUAUUUGUCUUUUUCUGGCUUAUAAACUUUGUCAUUGCACUGGGUCAGUGUGCCCUUGCUGGUGCCUUUGCUUCUUAUUACUGGGCCUUCAGAAAACCCGAUGACAUCCCACCACAUCCACUUUUUACUGCAUUUGGACGAGCCAUACGAUAUCACACAGGGUCCCUCGCAUUCGGAUCUUUACUUCUUGCAUUAAUUCAAAUGUUUAAAAUAGUCCUAGAGUACUUGGACCGCCGUCUUAAAGACCCCCAGAACAACAUAUCUAAAUUUCUACAAUGCUGCCUGAAAUGCUGUUUCUGGUGUUUGGAAAAUGUGAUAAAGUAUUUUAACAGAAAUGCCUAUGUUAUGAUUGCAAUAUAUGGCAAAAACUUCUGCAGGUCAGCAAGAGAUGCUUUCAAUCUGCUGAUGAGAAAUAUUUUAAAAAUUGCAGUUAUGGAUAAAGUUACAGACUUUGUACUAAUCCUGGGAAAAAUUCUAGUUGCUGGAUGUAUAGGCAUGCUGGCCUUCUUACUCUUCACACAAAGACUGCCAACGAUUAUAGAAGGACCAACAUCUUUAAAUUACUACUGGGUACCAUUGCUGACAGUCAUUAUUGGAUCUUACCUAGUUGCACAUGGGUUCUUCAGCGUCUAUGCAAUGUGUAUUGAUACAAUUUUCAUCUGCUUCUUGGAAGAUCUGGAAAGAAACGAUGGUUCUACGGAAAGGCCCUAUUACAUGAGCCAGUCUCUGCUGAAGAUUCUGAAGGAGCCAACUGUGCGAACGAAGAAGCACUAAGAAGUGCAAACUGGGGUCCUCCUGAUGGUGCGUUACCUCCUCUUCAUCUGUGUCUGCACAACGCCUGGUUCAUAAGUGCUUUGUGUUCGGAACACUGUAUUCACCUUGUUGGCUUUUAUUUGCAUGUUUAAUACCAAAGCUUAUACUGUAACACGUGAAGCCAUCGGAAGUCGCAAGGGAGUUGUUAAUAACAUGGUACAUUUUUAUACUAAGGUCUUCUGUUGUGUGAUUCAGUCCUAAAUAGAGUGGCUUGGAUGUUUUGAGAACACUAGUGAAUAUAUUCAUAGUCUUUUAAAUAUUAGAUGGGAAAAGAUGAAAUGUCGUUUAAAUCAAUAGCUCCUAAUCUAUUUUUAAAUUACAGCUAAAAGACUUCUGCAGGGAAAAUUGGUUCACAAAAAAAAAAAAAAAAAAAAAAAGACAAUUUUAAAGUUUCCCCCACUCCUGUUUGACAGUAAAUUGGUAAAAGGACUGCCUGCUCCAGACUUUGCUCUCUUUAAGUAUAGAAUGUUUCCUAUUAAGCAAAUUGCCAAUCAUCCAGCCUUUACUACUUCGUCCUCUCUGACAAAGUGCCUUACUGGCUGUUUAAUAUUACCCAGCUUUUGUGGGCAAGUUUACAAACAUUGUUUAAAAAAAAAAAAAAAAAACCUGCAAUGUUUAGUGAUUGAAACAA
This is a messenger RNA of Canis lupus familiaris (dog), 3011 nucleotides long. RefSeq names its product solute carrier family 44 member 5 (gene SLC44A5). Gene Ontology annotation, biological process: transmembrane transport. The record is from RefSeq and is a predicted model, not a curated record. Bases 179 to 2341 code for a protein of 720 amino acids. Gene Ontology annotation, molecular function: transmembrane transporter activity. Gene Ontology annotation, cellular component: membrane. The transcript has 23 exons. NCBI's taxonomy places the organism in Eukaryota, Metazoa, Chordata, Mammalia, Carnivora, Canidae.